UCUAAGACACUGUCUACAGCUGAUACUCAGAUGUCUAAGACACUGUCUACAGCUGAUACUCCGCUGUCUAGGAUGUCUCUGCAGGCCUUUCCUCUUCCUUCGCUUCCCAACCCAUCAUCUCAGGGAAUCUUUGUUGCUGCUCUAGAGGAGUUCCCCUCGUUACACUCUCUUGAGACCUCUUUACUUUUUUCUUACUGAAGACUCACACAGGCAGUAUUCCCACCCCAGUAGAAUUUGAAUUCUGUGAGAACAGGGACUUGGCUUGUUCACCAUUCUUUACCCAGAGUUCAAAUGUGUAUUGAUUCCUAAGUUACACGCACCACUAAGUUACAUUAACACCUAGUUAAUCUGUGUCAUUGUAGGAUUCUUGUGGCUUUCUCCUGUUAGACUCAGGGAAGGGCCAUUUCCACUCUGCCUACUGAGGUAUCCCAGUAUCUGCACAGUAGGAGGCUUUCUCCAGAUGUGUACUGGGUACAUUUACCAUAACCAUGUAAAAAUACAGGAAAAAGCCACAACAACAACAACAAAACCACCCUAAGAAUUAUAAAAAUAUAACUUUUCUCAAAAUGAUAUUGUAAAAAAAUUUAAAAUUUAACCGAAAGAAAUAGCUCUUCUAAUACAUUGUAAUUAUAGCACACAUAUAACAAAAAGGCUAGCCAUAGACACAGUACCUAUAAUUACUCUAGUGUAAGAGAUUAGAUGUUUCUAAUUUUCCCUAGUCUAUCCAAAUGGUUGUAUCAUUUCUGCAUAGCUGUAAUCAUAGAUUCAAUUCUAUGUUUUCUUUCUUUUUUGUUUCACAUUUUGCUAGGAUUCUACAUUGCCUAUAUAAUUAUAGUUAGUAACUACAUGGUAUUCAUUUACAUUUGUGUACUUGAGUGUAGUCCUUACUUUAAGAUAUAUUUCCUGGAAUAGAAUUCAAAGUGUCCGAGUAUCCACAGGGAAAUAUAGAUUACUAGCUUCACUGGCCACAAUAUGGAAAAGACACAGUGAUGGGCAUGUGUGCAAGCAGAGUAGUGCUUGCUGUGGGACUGACUGUGAUGAUUUUUACAAGAGAAUUCAAGCUGCAUCAAGCCUAUAAGGGGGCUGGAGGGUUGUGUCCUCUGUAUAGGUUCAUAUAGAACAUCCUAAGUCAGGUAACUUCUGAAAUAAGAUGGGUAUGUCAGGAGAGGAGGAGGCUUCAGGCUUUUGGGAAACCAGCGAUUAGAGAGGGCUCUAAGAAAACAGACUUCAUAGACUGAUGAGAGACAUUCUUAAGGGAAAUGCCGAUAUUGCUUAGAAGCAGAUCCUGGGGGUCUUUUUGUUCUCUUGGUACAGGAGACGUCAAUAGAGACAGGGGUGACUAACCAGGUGACAGGAGGUGGCCACAGCAAAAAAGAGAGGCACAAGGGCAAAUCUGUAGGCUGUAGGCUGAACAUAAUAACGCUGCUGCCUAAUGCUUUUCAAAAUGCAAGUCUGGGCAGGAUGACCCCUGGCUUCUCAAAUGCUUUUUUAUAAAACAGCAGUAUCGUAGCCUCAAGCAGGAGUGAGUUACAGCCUUCUUGGUUCUUUGGCUUUAACUCCAAAGUGGCCACUUGACUGUCUUCUUGCUUGCUAUCUUCUUAGCAAUACAAAAACCCAACACUAAAGCCAGGCACAGUGACUCAAACCUAUAAUCCUAGCACUUGAGAAACUGAAGCAAAAGAUUGCCAUGAGUUCAAAGCCAGUCAGGGCUAUAUAGCAGAGACCUUAUUCUCAAACAAAACACACACACACACACAGCCCUAACACGUAUGCUUCCCAGAAGACCUUGAACAAAGGAUUAUAGCCACAGGAACUUGAAAUAAUUCCCCAAACACCAGAAGUUCCCAAAUUUGGAAACCAACAAUCCUAAAUUUUUCAUCAGUACUAAACUAUCUGCUUUUAAGCAAACUUCAAAAGACAAAGAGGGAUAUCAGAUGGCUUCAAGGAGCUACUGGUGAAUGGUUUGAAGAAAUUCAAAGAAAGAAAUUUUGCAAUGAAACAGAUGUUAGCCAGAUGUUAAAACCACCACUUACAUACAGGCUACGGAAGGGGAUGGCAAAAAAUGAUCCUAUGGAAUUACAAACAUCAAGAUCAAAAAACUUAAUAAACCAAAAACCAUCUGGUUCUCCCCGAAUGAGCUUCCGGUCAUCCUUUGCUUCACUGUUCUCCUUCAGAAGAUCUGGGAAGGAGCCGCUUAAGCUUCAGUCUCAGAGACCGAAGGGGUGUGAUGACCGUGUAGGACCUUCUGUGUCUGUGAGGGAUACAACCGCGGCAAAAAUAUACAAUUCACCCGUUGGGAAUCAACCCGUCGCCAGUGUGUUUGUCCCUAAGCCAGCCAUCAUGAGGGAGGAGAGUGGCGUGCCUCCGCCCUGGGAUUCUUCCCCACUGGAAAGUGAGUUCUUCCAAGUUUUAGAUGAUUUGGACAGCAAGCUGGCUCAGGAACAAUCUUCAGGCUCGGUAAACACCAGAGUGCCAUUCAACUACGGAUCAAGAACACCGUUCCAACAUUCUCACUCGAGUAGGAAUGGGCAUGGUCAUACCACAGGAAGGCACCAAAACUACCACAGUGAAACUUCCAACAUGUCCAUCUAUGACAUCCUGAGACCAGGAACUCCUAGAGAAGGCUUUAAAACCUUUUCUCCCAGGACAAAGACAAUUUACGAUAUGUACAGGACCAGGGAGCCCAGAGCCUUAAAAGAGGACUCCAUGCAAAAGAAUACGUUUGGCAGCACAUCCUUGUGCUUCGACGGCCGGCAGCGAUCAGCCUCACCAGCCACAGGGCGUUUUACUGCAAGGAGUUUACACUUUCCAGCCGCUACUCAAAACAAGAAUAGUUUUACACCAGUAAGGCACCAGCAAAGCCCCAAAAGAACUCCUUUAUCAUCCAUCAUGUGGAAUAGGUCAGAUUCUUCUAGACAUAGGCAGAAUCGGGAAGAAUCACUGGGGGCACCAUCACCAAUGGACAUUGACCCUGCUGAUCAGUAUGUGGCUCCUAAGUGUUUUCAGGAGAGUAGGAGGUAUGAGUUGUACCAUUCACAGAGUGCUUACCAAAGCAUCCCUUUAAAUGCCCCCAUGGACAAUGCAAUGAGUCCUGACACACUGGAGAACUCAGAGAAUAUGCCAUUCUACUAUCAGAAUAACCCAUUUGCAAGGUCUUUCUUUAGCAGUACCUUCAGACAGAGCAGAGAACAGAGAUUUGGACAGAAUUCCUUUUGGAGCCAACAGAAAGAGCAUUCUUUCUGGUCUGACUUACACCAGAGCAGGAAGCCAUUGCCUUCUGACAGGGACUUUGAAAUGAUUUCUGUUGAAGCAAAUAGGGUACCAUCUGUUUAUAACCAUGGUGUCCCUUCUCAACACUGGAGGCCACAUUCUCUGGACUGUGGAACAUAUGUUUUCAGAGGUCAAGAGGAUCCACAUUGCUGGCGAGCUGAUCUUCAAACAUCCCCACUGGAGAGCAUGGACACAUCACAUGUCAAUGAGAACGAAUUUCCACCCCAUUUUGUCACACCAGAUGGUUUUUCCAUGACUAGUUCAAGCUUCCACAUCCAAUCUUCUGGGUUGAACUACCAGCAGGGCCACUGUCCUGUAGACACAGCUGUAGAUGAGGAGCCUCGUCUGUGUGGCAAGGCUCAAACUCUAGUAUCCUCAUUCAGAACUUCCUUCCCCCUGAUUCCUGAUGACAGAAGGGAUUCUCAGAGUCCCAGCUUCCAGAACUCCACAGUUACUUUGGAGAAAAUAAUCCCUAAUAAACCAGCUUCUCUUCCAAUAAGAAACUGUACAGAAGUUACUGUGGCUGGUAGCCAUCCCACUGAAUCACUGUCUCUUAUUGAAACCCAGCCCAACACCCCAGUCACAGAAAUGAACAGUGAGAAAGACAUGAAUGAAUCUAUUUCAGGAAAUGAACAGCUAAACAAGGUGGGCCAGAAAAACAAGGCAAGUGGGUUACCCCAACCUGUUUCACAGACAGUGAUCGCUAAUGAUUUACCUGAUUUUCAAAAGGCCCACUCCCAACAGUCAACCCAAAAUGACAGGUUUGGCUUUAAUGAAUCUGCCACAGUAAGUGCCAGAAGGUCACCCAGGGUCUUUUCCAGGAAAGACACUUCCCAAACACUGACACCACAAAGAGAUAAAGCUAACCAACUGAAGGAAAUUAAAGGUUUUCCUGGGAGCAGGAAAGAUGACUCCGCAGCCUCCCUACCUUUCAUCGGAGAACCUGGAACGCUGCCAUCUCUUCCCAGCCCAAGUCAAGGUUGUCACCAGAAAACAGGAAGUAAUGAAGAGGGUUCAAGCAUCAUUAAAAAUAACCACUGGUGCUUUGAACCCACUGCUACCCCAAAAGCAGGGUCUCCAGGGGAGGCUGCUAUUUCAGACCUCGAGCGACAACAAUGUCCUUCCACCCAUUCUACCAACGGCAGCAAGCUGGCCACCAGGCACAGUGUCUCACAGGACUCUGGAGAUGUGCCAUCAGGUGUGCCCCAAGAUUCCUUACCGCUGAGUGAUUCUUUCCUUGAUGCUCUUUUGAUACCUUCUACUACCAUGUUCUCCAGGAGGCUUUCAGACCAAGAUCCAUCUCAAGAAGGAAGAGAAGAAAAAGACAAGGCUACAAGGAACCAAAAUAUCCAGCUGGCCGUAAGUUCCACAGAUAACCAAGAGAGUCGUGACGGUCCUGAACUUCUGCAUGAUGCUGUCCACUGCCAUCCGUACUCUCCCUUCAGAAACGAGAGGGGGAAGGGAAGAGUCAGACGCCACGUGUCCUGUAUUGAGAAGCUAACCAAGAUGGAGACUAGAGCGGCACCCACAAGUGACGGCAGCAGCCUCCCGGAGGACCAAAGUAGCGUCAAAGCCCCUGAGCUCAGCACAGUCUAUUGCACCUUGCCAAGAAAGCCGGCCAGCUUUCUCAUACACGGCAGACAGCAAGAGAAUAAGAGAAUGGCUGCUUCGGUAAGGAAUGGGCCACUUCCUUUCCAAAUAAAAAAUAAACUGGAUGCUCUGACUGGGAAGAGCACAUCUGAUAAACCCAGUUCUCCUAAGUCAAUGAGUGAUGCUUCAAAUUCGAUCACGGGGAUGCCUGAAGCCACCAAGAAGAUGACAGAUAUGAGAGCCAUUAGGUCCGCUUCUGUUAGAAAAGGGCCGCUCCCUUUCCUCAUCAAGAGGGCGAUAUCCUGUCCUUCCGGGGAGCCGUGUACCUUGGCUGGAAGUGAUGAAAGAGAAAAGUCACCAGUCCUGGACAUGGAUGCUUCCGCUGUAAUGCCCAGGCCUUGGGGAAGAAUCUUCAGUUCUCUGGAAGAUAACUCAUCAUUUAGAGAGAGUACUUUCACCGAAAGACACAACCAAAAGGAACUUGCUCAUGAACCCACUGGAAAGCUUGAUGAGAUGCCAGCCCCCGGAAAGAGCUCGUCCACCCUUUCAAACAAAAGCCCCAAGCCUCUGCGUGCAGACACAUCUGGAAAAGAGAGUGGGAAGGCACUACAUAAGUUUAAGACAACUAGCAUGUUCUCUGUUUCUGGUGACGAAGAGAAUGUGAAAUGUCUUGAGGUGGUUUCAAUAUAUUAUACUCUACCAAGGAAACCCAGCAAGAAAUUCUGCAGUCUCCUUCAGCAGUAUGCACAAGGUACAGAUUCACUUCGAGAUGCUUUUCAUGGAGAGACCAAAGCAUUUCCUAAUGCUUUCGAAAGUGAUGAGUUGGAUUGUCCUGCCCAAGUGCAGUCAGGAAUACCUCCACCACAAGACCUGAAGAUGCAGGUUGACUCUGCUGCAUGCUGUCAUUCUCACAGCCCUGAAAAUAAGGCUGUCUCCCAAUUACCAAAGGAGGCGGCUUCCGAAUCUACCUUGGAGGAAAUGGCUUCUGUGGGGCCAGAUGUUUCUCUUCAAAAGGGAGACCCUAAGACCAAAGAGCUUUCCCCAGGUAGCUUAGCUAAAACAAACGCGGAUGAUUCGCUAAGGAGAAAAAAGAGAGGGGGGAAAUUGCCAAGACAAAUUCUGCAGAGCCCAUCACUGCCUCAGGAAAAAAGUGUUGGAGCAGAAAACACUGAAAAUCAUCAGCAGCCUUCUAAAGGAGGAGCUGGUGGGCCCCCUGGUCUCCCAGGCCACUCAGAAGGUAAUGUGGAAAAUUCCCAAAGCAGAAGAAAUUCUGGAGCAUGUGCAGGUGGGACAGCCACUGUAUCAACAGGCAAUGGACGGUAUCCUUGGAGAGAUCACACGGCUGUAGUUGUAGAUGACAGUUCAAGUGUGUCACAGCCUCGGGAAGCCCGUGGGACAACUGGAUCAGACUGCCCAAACCUGGCUGAUAAAACGCUCUCUGACUCAGAACCAGCCUUUGCUGUAACCCCAGCAUUGCAUAAGCCGCAGCUUGCUGAAGAUACUCAGUCAGGAAGAGCAGAUCUGCGGUCAGAACCCAGGCAGGCAGGCAGUCAGGAGACAAAUACAGCGGAGAUGAGGAAGGUUAAAGAUGAAACACAGAAGUUGGCAUGGGAUCAAACUCUACUUCCUGGAGGAAAUAAUGAGAAUAAAACCAACACAGGCGAGCUAGAAGCAAAAGAAAACAGAUACUCCGGUAAACACAGACUGGCAGCCAUGUCUAAAGCGAGCAGAAAAAUCCCAGCUAAGGAUUUAAGUCCCAGGAGACACAUCGCCACUCUCUUCUCCCAAAGUGAAAGCAAAUCUGGCUUUAGGGGGUUAUCUCUUUGCAGGUCAGAGGACAGCCCACUGUCCCCUGAACCUACUGUAAAAUCCACGGAGCCCACAGAUGAAAGCAGCCUGAUGAAUGUGGACAAAUCUGAAACUCCUCUCCAAGCCACUGCAGUAGCCAACCCAGAGCCUCCUUGUCAGUCCUACAGUCAGAGGUCUGUUAACAUUUCACAACCACAUCAGAAUGAGUCUAACACUGUCUUAGGAACACCAUCAAAGAGUGAGGAUCUGGGAGAGUCAGGAGCCCCAUCUCGGCUCACACUUACCAGCCCCGUAGAAAAAAGCGCUAACCAUCAGCAGAGGUUGAGUCCCCCCUUCCCCCCGGAAUCUGUGCAGAAAUCUACAGUAAACCCAUCCCACGGUCAGCUGCGCCACUGGAGUGCCCCAUCUCCAGAGUCAGAACCUGAGCCUCACCUCUACAGGUCCAAGAGUUUAAAAAACUUCAGUGUGCAUGGUGACCGGCUGUGCACAAGCCAUCCUCCCAAAGCCAGGGGGCGCCACUUCUCUGAAAACACUUCCAUUGACUCUGCUCUCAGUCAACUGUCCCUUGAUGAUGACUCUUCCCACAACAGAGCUUACAGCCGAAGGUUCAAGUCUUUUUCUGAGCUUCCUGCCUCCGAUGAGAGUGAAAGUUGGGCUUUGUAUAACAAUAGAACUAGAUUGGGUCCCAAGUCCACCUCAUCCAUUUCCAGGCCUAUUGACUAUGGAAUUUUUGGGAAAGAGCAGCAGUUGGCUUUCUUGGAGAAUGUCAAGCGGUCACUCACACAAGGAAGAUUAUGGAAGCCAAGUUUCCUCAAGAACCCUGGCUUCCUCAAGGAUGAUGUCCUUAAUGCUUCCAACCCGUCUCAGUCAGAGCUGGUGAAUCCUGGUGGUCGGUCGCCAGAAGAUGGCUUAUUUCCAAGUGAACCACUUAAUAUCUACGAGGACGACCCAGUGGACUCAGACCGGGACACAGACACAACCACGGAUGAUGAGUACUACCUGGAUGAAAAUGAUAAAGAGUCGGAACUAUGAGACUGAAAGAAGCUGUAUGAUAUUAUACUCUUUGCUUUUUACCAAAACAUUGUUGAACUGAGUCUAAAUUUAUAGACAGGCAAAAGAAGAUCUUGUUUGGGAAGUGUCUACACCAAAACAACUCAUUCUUUUCUGUAUGUAUGUAUGGUUUUUUCUUCUGAAUUCUAAGAACAAUGAUUGCUGGUUUUGAA
Messenger RNA from Peromyscus leucopus (white-footed mouse), 7892 nucleotides. It is a transcript of the gene Exph5, whose product is annotated as exophilin 5. The transcript is spliced from 6 exons. Bases 2014 to 7701 code for a protein of 1895 amino acids. The record is from RefSeq and is a predicted model, not a curated record. Gene Ontology annotation, molecular function: small GTPase binding. Gene Ontology annotation, cellular component: endosome. Gene Ontology annotation, biological process: positive regulation of protein secretion; multivesicular body sorting pathway; positive regulation of exocytosis. Lineage: Eukaryota; Metazoa; Chordata; Mammalia; Rodentia; Cricetidae.